Molecule: messenger RNA, 3172 nt
Organism: Morone saxatilis (striped sea-bass)
Lineage: Eukaryota; Metazoa; Chordata; Actinopteri; Moronidae
Gene: acsf3
Product: acyl-CoA synthetase family member 3
Exons: 10
Coding region: 430-2256 (608 amino acids)
Biological process (GO): fatty acid metabolic process
Molecular function (GO): medium-chain fatty acid-CoA ligase activity
Source: RefSeq, a predicted model, not a curated record
CCUUUCACUACAUGAAAUGAUUUAAAUGCAUAUACUAUGAGAUUAUGAUUUAAUAUCUGCAGAGAACUAAUACAUUGUAGGCUUACUGCUCUUAGACUGAAUUCAUUUUCUCUUUUCAGAUCAAUUUCAACCUUUAUCUCUUGAUAUGUUUAAGUUUGAAUGUUAAAAAUUAUCUGAUGUAGUACUUUGUACUUGCAGGUAUUCAAAAAGGAAGUAUAGAGCCACUUAAGUAAUAAAACAAUUUUACUGGUCUAUUAAAAACUCCUAUUUUUGAAGUCUCAGUCGCCACACUGGGUGUGUAGUGUGUACUUACGAUGUAGGAACCAUUCAAGCGACGUGUGUUUCAUGUCGGAAGACUAAUUCAGUUGCACCGUCCUCCACUACAAGAUGUACCGGGCUUUUAUUUUAGAUAUGGUCUGAUAUGAGUGGAUGCCGCACACUGAGGAUGGCCUUCUUUUAGGUUCUAACUCUGGAGGGUCUGAAGUCUCAAACAUGCUGUCAGGACUUGUUGCCGCUGCUGCCUGCCACUCUCUGAAGUGGACAUUGCCUCACUGCAAAGCCACUCUUCACAGAACUUAUUGCUCAACAAAGCCAAGGCAAUGGCUACUGGGAACGGUGGUUCAAAGACAGGCUCAUAGAUGGACUACAGCACAGUCAUCAAGGAUAAACCGGGGUCCUGUGUUUGCCAGGGCUCCAGCAUUUGGAGAUAGACUCGCUAUCAUAGAUAGCAGUGGUAGCCACAGCUACAAGCAGCUGUACAGCAGCAGCUUAGGUCUUGCAGGUAGAAUCACUACCACUCUCAACUCCGACUUUGGGGGUCUGGAAGGCAAACGAAUCUCCUUCCUGUGUGCUAAUGAUGCCUCCUAUACAGUGGCACAGUGGGCAUCUUGGAUGAGUGGUGGGACGGCCGUGCCACUCUACCGAAAACACCCUGAAUCUGAACUGGAGUACAUCAUCUGUGACUCCCAGAGUUCACUGCUGGUGGCAGGGCAUCCCUACGCUAAAACCCUCGAACCACUGGCGCAGAGACUCGGGCUGCCAUGCCUGACACUGCCCCCUACAUCUGACCUGUGCACCUUAGCUGGGGCAGACUCCCAAGAAAAGGAGACAGCCAUUGCAGACUGGGCUGAUCGACCAGCGAUGAUUAUCUACACCAGUGGUACCACGGGGAGACCCAAGGGAGUUCUGCAUACGCACAGAAGCAUCCAAGCCAUGAUCCAGUGUCUGGUUUCAGAGUGGGCGUGGUCCAGAGAUGACGUCAUCCUCCACACCUUGCCUCUCCACCACGUGCAUGGCAUCAUUAACAAGCUGCUGUGCCCGCUCUGGGUGGGCGCCACCUGCAUCAUGCUUCCUGACUUCGACCCUCAGAAGGUGUGGGAGAUGCUGCUGAGUUCCAAGGCUCCCCUGGUUAACGUGUUCAUGGCCGUGCCAACUAUCUACUCUAAGCUGAUCCAGUACUAUGAUCAGCACUUGUCACAGCCUCAUGUCAUGGACUUUGUCAAAGCGGCCUGCAAAGAGAGGAUCAGGCUGAUGGUUUCGGGCUCGGCUGCUCUCCCUCUUCCCACUCUGCAGCGCUGGCAUGAGAUUACAGGACACACACUGCUGGAACGCUAUGGCAUGACCGAGAUUGGCAUGGCACUGUCCAACCGUCUCAAGGGCCCAUACAUCCCAGGCGCUGUGGGGUUGCCCCUUCCUGCUGUGCAAGUUCGGAUUGUCAUGAAUGACACGAACAUCAUACUUGCGGAGGGCAAUCACAGAGACACUCAGGUACUUCCAGGUAUGGGGGGGAAAGAAGGGGAGCUCCAAGUUCGAGGGCCGUCUGUCUUUAAGGAGUACUGGAACAAACCUCAAGAGACCAGAGAGUCUUUCACUGAUGACGGCUGGUUCAAAACAGGAGACACAGUGGUCUAUAAAGACGGUGUGUAUUGGAUCAGGGGCCGCAGCAGUGUUGACAUCCUCAAGAGUGGUGGCUACAAGAUUAGUGCACUCGAGGUGGAGCGUCACCUACUGGCUCAUCCAGACAUCAUGGAUGUGGCUGUGAUAGGGGUCCCAGAUGCCACCUGGGGUCAGAAAGUCACUGCAGUGGUGCAGCUAAAGCAAGGGAAGAGUAUAGACCUGCCUGAGUUGAAGAUCUGGGCAAGGGAGCACAUGCCGCCCUACACCAUCCCCAUGGGCCUGGAGCUGGUGGAGGAGAUGCCAAGGAAUCAGAUGGGCAAGGUCAACAAGAAGGACCUCCUGCGACACUUCUUCCUAUGACUUGGACCGCUUCGAUUUGUAUGACAACAUACACGUUCCUGGUUAAAUAAUUGCGGGUGCACGUCACUUUCCGGGCUGUCCCCAUCUGGUCCUUAGAUCAGAUUAGAUCCUUUCAUCAUAGACAAGUAUACAGAGGAAAUACAAAGUAAUGGAUAAACACCUCAUGGAAAAUGACUUAAUGGAGACUUUAUUGCCCCACAAUGUACGGUACAAAGGAAAUGAAGGAGCUGCAAACAAAAUAUAAAUAAAUGGCAAAUGGCAGUAAGACGGCUCUUAGAAAAAAGUAUAACAUCUUUGGAAAAAUAAUUUAGCUCUCUUUGUGAAGUUCAUUUGAUUGUGGCACUUUUGGUGCAGUCUGUACUAUAAAGAUUAAUAUAUAGUGCAUACUUCAUACAAUUAGUAUGUAGUAUAUAACUGGGGCAAAAAUGUGAUAUAGUUACUUCAAAGUCAAUAUCCUUUAUAUAGUGUCUGCACCCAGCUGAACUGUGGCAUGGACUGUUCAAUCUGUCUUAAUAAAAUGGGAACAGCUAGUUUUGUCUCUUUGGCUCCUGAUGAAUAAUUGCACAUACCAUGAACAGGAUGCUCAACAGUUCCAAUAAUACUUAAACACAGCGGUACCCACUGGUAAAGAGUGUUUUCAGUGCUCUUAUUGGUAUAUUCUGUUGUUUUAGAGAAUAAAGAGUGACAAUUUUGGUGAUAGGGUUGGGUGACUUAAAUCAAGAAUCAUGGUUAAUUACACCUGCACCAAACAAAAUAGAAGACAAUUUGGUAGUAGAACAGGAGACAUGAUGAACUUUUAAAUGUGAUCAGUGAGAAAACAGUGUUAAUAUUAGGUUCUAGGCAAUGCACACACACUGAAGCACUUGAAAUAACAGAUAAUAUUUAUUUGGAAAUUAAAAAUUUCUAAAAAUUUAAA